Antechinus flavipes (yellow-footed antechinus) is the source of this 5130-nucleotide messenger RNA. Its product is annotated as zinc finger protein 260-like. The transcript has 4 exons. The record is from RefSeq and is a predicted model, not a curated record. Bases 1 to 1683 code for a protein of 560 amino acids. Gene Ontology annotation, biological process: regulation of DNA-templated transcription. Lineage: Eukaryota; Metazoa; Chordata; Mammalia; Dasyuromorphia; Dasyuridae.
AUGGCAGUUCUAGAGCACAAAGCAGGGGCUCCCCUGGUGGUCAGAAGCAGCACUGAGUUGGUGACUUUCCAGGAUGUGGAUGUGGACUUCACCCCGGAGGAGUGGGGCCUGUUGGACCCUUCUCAAAAGGAGCUGUACAAGGAGGUCAUGCUGGAGAAUGCAUGGAACCUGCUGUCUGUGGGCUUGCCAGCUCCCAAAGACGUGAUCUCUCAUCUUGAGCAAAAGGGAGCACGGGGGGUGCUGGAGCAAGAAGUCCUGAGGAGCCGCUGCCCAGAUAUAAAAACUAUUGGAACAUCCACAAGAAUCCUGUAUCUACAUACUGGAGAGAAACCUUACAAAUGUAAUCAGUGUGAAAAAGCCUACAAAAAGAAGGCUUUUCUUAUUGUACAUCAGAGAAUCCACACUGGAGAGAAACCUUAUGAAUGUGAUCAGUGUGGAAAGGCUUACAGACAGAAAGCUUAUCUUGUGAGACACCAGGGAAGCCACUCUGGAGAGAAACCUUAUGAAUGUCAUCAGUGUGGAAAGGCUUACAGACAGAAAGCUUAUCUUACGAUACAUCAGAGAAUCCAUACUGGAGAGAAACCUUAUGAAUGUGAUCAGUGUGGAAAGGCUUACAGACAGAAAGCUUAUCUUACGAUACAUCAGAGAAUCCACACUGGAGAGAAACCUUAUGAAUGUGAGCAGUGUGGAAAGACUUACACACAGAAAGCUUAUCUUGCGAAACAUCAGAGAAUCCACACUGGAGAGAAACCUUAUGAAUGUGAUCAGUGUGAAAAGGCUUACAGACAGAAAGCUUAUCUUAUGAAACAUCAGAGAAUCCACACUGGAGAGAAACCUUAUGAAUGUGAUCAGUGUGGAAAGGCUUACACACAGAAAGCUUAUCUUAUGAUACAUCAGAGAAUCCACACUGGAGAGAAACCUUAUGAAUGUGAUCAGUGUGGAAAGGCUUACACACAGAAAGCUUAUCUUAUGAUACAUCAGAGAAUCCACACUGGAGAGAAACCUUAUGAAUGUGAUCAGUGUGGAAAGACUUUCAGAACCAACUCACACUUUAUUGUACAUCAGGGAGUCCACACUGAAGUGAAACAAUAUAAAUGUGAUGAAUGUGGAAAGGCUUACAAAAACAACCAUGGUUUAGUUGUACAUCAGAGAAUCCACACUGGGGAGAAACCCUAUGAAUGCCAUCAUUGUGGAAAGUCUUUUAGAUACAGCUUCAGUCUUACUGUACAUCUAAGAGUCCACACUGGGGAGAAACCGUAUCAGUGUCAUGAAUGUGGAAAGGCUUACAAACAGAAGACUCGUCUUACUGUACAUCAGAGAAUCCACACUGGAGAGAAACCUUAUCAGUGUCAGGAAUGUGGAAAGACUUUUAGAAAAAGCAAUAAUUUUGUUAAACAUCAGAGAGUUCAUACUGGAGAGAAACCUUAUGAAUGUGAUCGGUGUGGAAAGGCUUUCAAACAGAAAGCUUAUCUUAUUAUACAUCAGAGAAUCCACACUGGUGAGAAACCUUAUGAGUGUGAUCAGUGUGGAAAGGCUUUCAGACAGAAAGCUUAUCUUAUGAUACAUCAGAGAAUCCACACUGGUGAGAAACCUUAUGAGUGUAAUCAGUGUGGAAAGACUUUCAGACAGAAAACUUAUCUUACGAUACAUCAGAGAAUCCACACUGGAGAGAAACCUUAUUAAUACAAUCAACAUGGAAAAGUUUUCAUAUGAAAACUGAGUCUUGCUGUAUAUCAGGGAAUCCACAGUGGAAAGAAACAUUGUAAAUGUAAUGAAUGUGGAAAGGGCUGUUUAAAAAACCACGAUUUGGCUACAUAUCAGAAACUUUACAAGUGUGAUCAAUGUGCAGAGAAUUCCAGCUGAAGAGAAACCUUUGGAAUAUUAUUCAAUAUGGAAAUGCUUCUAGAGAUCCCUCUGAUAUUAUCUCCCUUAGAGAAGCCACACUGAAAAAGGGUCUAGAUUGUGGUAAGGUUUUUUACAUGCUCUCUUCCCCAAUGUAAAAUAAAAGAAUCCAUACCAGAGGACAAACAUUAAUGUAGCCACAUGGAAAAGCAUUUAGACUAAAUUCAUCACUUAUUUCCCAUCAGAGAAGAGGAAGUAAAAGGACAUAGAAAUUAUAUCCCUGUAACAAAUGUGGAAAGGCAAUACAGAUUAGAAUACAGAGCUUAUUUGACAUCCGAAUAUUCAUCUUGGGAAUAUUCAUCUGGACUCAACAUGGGAAGAUCUUCAGCCACAGACCAUCUCUUACUUUAUAUCAAAGACUCUCAGUGAAGGAAAGACUUCAGAAUCUGCUCAAUGGUGAUCCACCUUCCCCUACAAAAUGGAGGUCAUUAGACACAAUGUACUUCUGUGUACAAUGGAAAAAUCUUCAUGUAGAUAAAACUUAUGAGCUAAUUAGAGAACAGGUUUUUAUCCACAGGACAGAUUUCAAUAGAAACCAUACAUUUCAUACAUGCUUCAAGCCAUGAAAAUGGGCAAUAUUUCUCAGAAAUCUUAAAAGUUUUUACUUCUGGGAGUCAAGAGUGCAGAAUAAGCGGGGAAUUGCCCAGACUCUCCCAUAUUCACCUCUCAACAAUUAUAAAAUUAUGCCCCAAAAUGAAUUCUGAAAUUAUAGAACCAAUAAAAAAGAAAGGCUCAGACAAAUCUUUUAGCCCAAAGAAACUCGGAAAGUUGUCAGGUAAGGUCUCCUACACGUCUACAAAAGGGGAGUAUGGUCCAGGACAGAAAGCAUUGCAAGAAGCCAGUAGCAUCCUCUGCUUCAGCAAAACAGCAAGAUGCUCUAAGCCCCAAUUCAGAAACUGUAUUGCCUGACAAGCAGGCAAACAAUAUUGGACCCCACCAAAUGCCUCAGUGCAGCUCCAGUGAACAGGCAGAGAUCAGCCAGGAACCCCUUCUCUCCGUGUGCCUUAUCUGCCAAGUUUCCAAGGUGAUCUCCCCACCUCUUGAGAUGUGGCAAAGUACCAGCCACUCACCUCCCUCUCCUGGACAGCCAUAGCAAGGAUCCCAUACUCUUGGUGUAGCACAGGGGUCUCCCACGUGCCUCAGUGUAUUGCCAGGUAAUACGGUGGGAUUUGUAUUAUUUUGUUCAGAUUUGCUCCUACAGAAUGACACACCCACAUGGAAAUACAAAUAAUGCAUUUUAAUGUCAGCAAAUAAUAGGAGUACAAGUAGUAUUGCAGCAACAAUAUCCAAUAUAUUGGAUAAUUAUACAAAGGAAAGCAAGAGAAAGUGAAAGAGGGGAAAUCCAUCCCUGAUUUGUGGGAGCACAAACUUGUGAUUGUCUGGGCUGGAGAAUCCAGAUCAGAAUCUUGAUCAGAACGAACCUAGCAGAGUGUCUUCUCAAAUGGUGAAAUUGGUGAAAUUGUCUCUGGGUGGUUUAAAUGAUUUGAGAACAAAGAAGGCUUUGGGCAAUCUCCAAUUUCCUCCCGGACUUUACCAGAGCAGUAGCCAAUUUCAUCUGGAAAGGUGUGGAACAAUUAUGGAGACCUCAGAACUGGUUAGGUUCUCCCAAGGGCAAGACUUCAUUUAUUACAACCUUGUGCAUCUGGCCAUGAUCGGUCUGUUCUUAGGCUAUCAAGAUGAACAAGUGUUCAGACAUAAAGGGGGGUGGAGGGGAGAGAGAAGGGAGUAAGCUACAAAUCAUCCAGAUUUCAAGACAUUAGUCUGAGCCUACAACUUGGAGGAUCUUUGUUUUUUAGUUAUUAACCUGUCAUUCCACUUUAAGAUGAGAAACGUUUAGGGUAUAGGCUAUUUACAUUUUAGGGGUCAUGCUGGUAUAUGUCAUAUUUUGCACAACAGUAGUUACACAUGAAUAGUAAUAGUAUAGUAGAUAAUAAAAUAGGUUUAGCUAAAAUAGAAAAAUAUUUUUGGGUGGUGAUUGAUUUAAAGAAAAAAUGUCAAUGAAGAUUAAUAUUGAAAAUAACCAAAUGUGAGGUUUCAGUUAUUUUUUUUGGCAACUAUAUGAAUUUGUAUUUGAUGUUCGUUGACUGCUCUCUGAUUCUUUUUCAAUAAUUGCUUCAUUAUUAAAGAAGAAUUUAAUAUAGAUACCAAAGGUCCAAGAGAUACAUAAGUAGAGGGUAAAGGUAAAAAUUUAGGUGCCCAAACUCAAAGUCUCUUCAUCCACUUGAUCAGGGAGAAAGUAAAAACCAUCACCCUGCCAAUGGAGAUAGGAAACAUUUUCUAGACAUCCAGCAUAGGGGUCUAUUAAACCCACGGAAUGUAAGUCAGUUUGAUUUGGAGUUACAAUACAAAUAUGUUGAGCCAAAAUCUUCAUGAGCCAAAGUUAUAGAAAAUAUCUUCAUCAGUGGACAAAAUCCUGUGAGGACUUCUGCAAAAAUAAAUUUACAAAUCCUUGAUUAUGAUUAGGAAUGAGCCACUCAAAAGGAUGUUAACUAUGCUCCAGGUAUAGAUCUCCAAUUGAAUGAGACCAUUUAACUUAAGGGUGUUGUCUGGGAAAGAUAUGCUUUUCACAGCGUUUGAGAAUCCCCACAAAGGGACACAAUUUACAUCUGCCCCCCCCCCCAAAAAAAGGUGUUGUCGGGGAAAGGUGUGCUUUUCACAAGGUUUGAGAGUCCCCCAAAGGGGACACAGUUUCAGAGCACCCCCAAAAGUUAAAAGGGAUACAAUUUACAUCAGUUUGGGGGUCCAGAUAUCCUGCAGUUAAUGUGGAGCCAUUUUGUCAAGACUUCUAGGUUCUUGUUUUGGAUCAGUUUUCACCUGGGCAGUCUUUGCUAGCCCACCUACAUAGGCAUUGUACUCAUGUUCAAGAAAGUCCAUGGGCAUCAACAGGAAAACAAAGACAAUAUUUUGUACCCAUUCCCAAAAAUCCAGGUAAACUAUCCCUUCUUCUCCUAAUUUGCUUCUAGUAUCACCCUUUACAUGCUUUUCAUCACCCUUUACAUCAAAUGGAACCCAUUUGAACCUUAUUUUGGUAUCAUACCUGACAUGUUGAUCAGUGCCUAGGUUCUGCCAUACUAUUUUCCAGUUUUCCCAAUUUUAUAGUGUUUUUUAUAAAAACCUCAUUUCUCAGAGAACUGAGUUAAAUUUUUAAGAAUAGAAGUCAUUCCCUAAUUGAGAAAUGGUCAAAGAAUCUGAAUAGGCAAUUUUCUUUUUAUUUUAUGAUUUAUUUUU